This is a messenger RNA of Jaculus jaculus (lesser Egyptian jerboa), 1501 nucleotides long. RefSeq names its product chromatin accessibility complex subunit 1 (gene Chrac1). Gene Ontology annotation, cellular component: nucleus; CHRAC. Gene Ontology annotation, molecular function: protein heterodimerization activity. The record is from RefSeq and is a predicted model, not a curated record. The coding region runs from base 54 to 464 and encodes 136 amino acids. The transcript has 3 exons. NCBI's taxonomy places the organism in Eukaryota, Metazoa, Chordata, Mammalia, Rodentia, Dipodidae.
GCGACGGGCCGCCCUACCGAGCGGAGCGGAGCGGAGCGCGCGGGAGCGGGAAGAUGGCGGACGUGGCCGUGGGCAAGGACAAGUGCGGGGAGCAACGGCUUGUGUCGCUGCCCCUGUCCCGCAUCCGAGUAAUCAUGAAGAGCUCCCCCGAGGUGUCCAGCAUCAACCAGGAGGCGCUGGUGCUCACGGCCAAGGCCACGGAGCUCUUUGUUCAGUAUCUAGCCACCUGUUCCUACAGACAUGGUGAUGGGAAGGCAAAGAAAGCACUGACCUACAGUGACUUGGCCAGUAUGGCAGAGGAGUCAGAAACUUUUCAGUUUCUUUCAGAUAUACUGCCAAAGAAGAUUUUAGCUAGUAAGUACCUGAAAAUGCUUAAAGAGAAGAGGGAAGAAGAGGAGGAGAAUGACAAUGAUGGAAUUGACCAAGAUGAAGCCCUGUCCUACACCAAAAAAGAAGUGCUUUAACAGUCAGCCUGUGAGAUACUCUGGGACCAACUCAUGGCUUGAAGUGAGUGUACACUGGUUGCGUCUUGCAUUCUCUGACUUCCUGCACCAGCACUGCACAGCCAAAGGAAACGGCCUGGACGGCAGGUCUGACACUGCUGCACUGAGGCCCCGCAGAGCCCUGCGUAGAUGGACUGUGGCUGUGCAGCGCCAAAGAUGGCCAAGGGAGCCCCUCAGCGCCAGCUGUGUACAUGGGUGUGUGUACAAUAAUGCUUACAAACUUCUGGCUAAAAAUGUAGCUUAUAGAUGGUGUUAACUCUGAAUUUUUGUAUCAAAAAAAACUGGACUGUUCAAAACAUUUUCAUUAUAAAGAAAUACUUUUCUAUCAAAGGUAUGCAUAGCCGGGUAUUGGGGCACACACCUUUAAUCCAGGCCCUCUGAAGGCAGAGGUGGAUCACUGUGAGUUCAAGCUCAGCCUGAGACUACAUAAUGAAUUCCAGGCCAGCCUGGUCUGUAGUGAGAUCCUACCUCAAAAAAACCCCCCAAAAAACAAAAAAGGUAUGCAUAUAUUUUUACAGUUACGGUGCUGUGUGGAAGUAGUUUUUAGGGCCUUGAGUGUUCUAAUAUCCUGUCUACUACUUGAGAAUUUUGUGAACUUCCAAAGUAAGCAUCACAGGCUGUGGAGGUGGCUCAGUGUCAAGUGUGUGUCCAGCACACAUGGCACCCUGAGAUUGAGCCUCACAAACAGUCACACCAAAACUACUUCCAAGUCCUGAAGAAAACACCAGUUCAAAUGAAAUUUGAGAAAUACUACUUUUGCUUAAGAUUUUUUUUAAAUGUGUUUCUGUUCUUUAAGUCUCCAGUAAUUGUUUAUACUGUCUGUAAAAGAAAACCAUAAAGCCAUAUGUUUUCCUAAAUAAGGUGAAUGUUUGCUUUCUGUUUUUUCAGUAUCUUUGUUUUGAAGCUGUGAUUUAUGUCCAGUGAAACCACCUUCCUUCUCUUUCUGUCUUUUUUUAGAUAGAGUCUUGUUUUCUAAUAAAGCCCAGGCUUCAAAUGUA